AUGUUGCUUUCCAAAUCUAAUUCCUCAGACAGCAACUACCGAACAACAACAACAACAACAACAACAACAACAGUACAAACAAACACAGCAUGUGAUCAAAGUUCGAAUGUGUCAGAUUCAGGUGUGAAAUCGAUUGUGCCAGAUAAUUCUUCCAACGACUCGUGUGUGUCGAAACUAAUCUCGCACAAAGAAUACGAUCUUUUAACAUCACAGACCAAUGACAACGAGACUACCUUCAAUUACGAACUUUCCAGUUUUAUUACCAAAGUAGAACAGGUUUCUGAUAUAUUAACAAUCGAUUCAACAACUAAUACUAAUCAAGAUAAACAUCCCUUGGCAAUCAUAAAAAAACCAUCACGUUCAUCUCCUAUUCUUCAUCGAUUAUUACUGUCUCCAACAAAGCCUGCAAAAAUAUUAACAACUGGUAAUAUAUCAUCUCCUCAACAUGUUUUAGCAGAUAAUCAUACUGAUGAAUAUCGAAAUGAUAAAAGUCCGCAAUAUCGACCGAGGCAUUCAUCAGUUUAUCCAUUCGACAAACCAUCAACACCGUCUGAGAAUAUUCUCAACAAAACUUCAAGUAUUCCUCGAAAGUCAUGCCGAUCACCGGUCUAUACUCGACGUUCUCAACAGCAGCGAUUCAAAAUAAUCAACACGAAAUGCGAUCCAGAAUCUUUACUAUUUCAGCCAAUAGCAUUACUGUCCUUGGAUACGAAUGGAAAUCUGUUACAAAGCGAUCAUCGACAAGUCAAUUCUUCGAACAAGAACAAACGAGCACUUGAAUCUUCCUGUUCUGAGCAGAUUUUGAUUAAACGUCGUCAUCAAAAGUCAAUCCCAAUAAUUAUUGUCCAAAGACAUUAUUGUGUCACCUAUCCAACGAAUAUUCAACGAUGCGUUGAUUGCCAGACAAUAGAUCCACCCGAUUUAACAAUGCAUCUCUCCGGCUGCCGAUUUCAAUAUUGUCGAACCUUGCAAUAUCUCGGUGAUGAUCGUUAUGAAGUUGAUGGAUUUACGACACCUGACAAAGCGAAAUCUCAGGAUCUUGAACAUAUCGUUGUUCCGAACUCGAGUGAUCAACCGGCGCUGAGUUUCAUCAGUGCGAACUACGUACUGACUCAGAUAUCGAAAUUGUUCUGUUUGAUGCUUGCAUACGAACAAGCUCAACAAUCAAUACAAACUGAAAAGCAAAUUAUCUGGAAACGGUAUGUAUCAGGCUGGAGAGAAGUUUGUGAUGAAUGUUUGACAACAUUGUUCAAUUAUCACUACAUGUGCAAACAAUGUGGAUAUAUGGUUUGCAUUGAAUGUUUAAAUGAGUUCGCGCAAAUGACACCUGAAAAGCGCAAAAAAUUAAAACGUGCAUGUAUGCAUCAAAAUUCGUUUUGUUUGUCAGAGUUUAUACCAUGGAAUAUUUUGACAAAGCUACGUUUGGACUGUAUAGAUUACCUUUCAAAAUUACGAAUUGAUUACUCGAUAAGAUUUCACCAUUCAUCACGAAAUGAGAAUCUUUCAAUCUUUAUUAAAAGUUUAAAAAUGAAACGGUUAUACGAGAUACGCGAUAUUCAAAAGACCUGGUCCGCUAUCGAUUGUGAUUACGAUUCCAAUAUCGAAUUCUAUUGUAAUGGUCGUUUACCUGUUUUCAACGAAUGGCAUAGUGAGAAUGCUAAAUGUUUUUUUCAACGUGUAUGGGCGGCUAGUUGCCCAGUACUGGUUAAACGAGUUCAUCGUAAUCUAUCGAAAACUCUAUGGCAUCCGAAUGCAUUUAAAGGACACAUGCUUGAUCAUCGUGAUACACCAGCAUUGUGGGAUUGUGAAACGUUGACACCCAUUCCAACAAACGAGACAAUUCUAACACAAUUCUGGGAUGGAUUUGAACACUUAGACGUUCGAUUGAGAGAUCCUGAACAUGGUGGACGCAUGCGAAUUCUUAAAUUGAAAGAUUGGCCAACAAAAAAAGAUUUUGCAUCCGUUUUUCCAACACGUCUACAUGAUUUGAUGACAAACAUUCCGUUUGGUGACUACACUCGACGGUCGUAUCAAUAUGAUGGCAUCACGUAUCAUGGCGGAGUUUUGAAUAUUGUCGAACGUUUACCAGCGUGUCUUGUCAAGCCUGAUCUAGGACCGAAACUCUACAUUGCCUAUAGUCAGUUAAUCAGCCAAUCAUCGAGAAAAGCUGGUACUACCAAUCUUCAUAUUGAUGUAUCGGAUGCUAUUAAUGUUCUCGUCUACGUUGGUGUUGGUGGUCAUGGUGAAGAUGGAUGUGAUACUGAAGAAGAACUUCGACAAGUUGAACAGGAAAUACUUCAGUCGAACAUCGACGAAGUUCAAUUGCAGCGAUUAAGGAGCGGCGAGCGACCCGGAGCAUUGUGGCAUUUGUUUCGUUCGGAUGACGCGAUGAAAAUUCGUGAAUACAUUAGUCGAACUAAACGGAAAGUAGCUGGAACUGAUUCUAUACAUGAUCAAACAGCUUACUUAGAAAAAGAAGAUUUAGCUAAUUUGAAGUCCAGUUGUCAAGUCGAAGUAUAUCCUAUUGUUCAAUUUCUUGGUGAUGCGAUUUUUAUACCGAGUGGCGCACCUCAUCAAGUAAAAAAUCUUCAUUCGUGUAUCAAAAUUGCCGAAGAUUUUGUUUCACCCGAAAAUCUCGAUCGAUGCUUAAUAACCACGAAUGAAUUUCGAUCACUAUCCAACACUCAUACAAACCAUGCUGAUAUCCUUCAAGCGAAAAAUAUACUUUUCUACACCACACGCGAUGCAUUACAUUCGUUGAGUGAAUCCCAUGAGCCUCGUUCGUAA
Messenger RNA from Adineta ricciae, 2787 nucleotides. The record is from the annotation of a GenBank genome assembly. NCBI's taxonomy places the organism in Eukaryota, Metazoa, Rotifera, Eurotatoria, Adinetida, Adinetidae.